This is a messenger RNA of Pipistrellus kuhlii (Kuhl's pipistrelle), 1673 nucleotides long. RefSeq names its product melanoma-associated antigen 10. The record is from RefSeq and is a predicted model, not a curated record. Gene Ontology annotation, cellular component: nucleus. Gene Ontology annotation, biological process: negative regulation of transcription by RNA polymerase II. Lineage: Eukaryota; Metazoa; Chordata; Mammalia; Chiroptera; Vespertilionidae. The transcript is spliced from 3 exons. Bases 498 to 1238 code for a protein of 246 amino acids.
CCUCCACUCCUACAGAUCCUCCCAGGUUUCUCACAAUUCAGACCACAGCUCCGCUGCCUCCUCCCCCUCCCGCAGAUCCUCCUCCACCAGCUUUUCCACAGCUCCCUCACCACCAUCCCAUUUAUCAUCCGCCACCAGCUUUUCCACAGCUCCACCAACCCCAUUCCACAGCUCCUCCCCUGCUUUCUCACAAUUCAGGUCCCUGUUACUCCCCCUGGCUUUCUCCAAUGGUCGCACCCAGAUACUCCUCCCCCAGCACUGCCUUCACCCCAAGCCCCGCCCUUCUUUUUGCCUAGCCCUGCCCACUGUCCACUGGUCAGGAGGUCCCAACCUGUCCUGGUCAUCUUGUGAGCCUCUGUGUCCGUUGAAACCUCCUUGGUCCUGGUGGUUUCCAAUUCCUGCUGAGUAGAAGACUGUUUUGCCUAGAGCAGGUGUGUGCUGCUGAGACACCAAGUCCUCCCGAGAGCCCUCUGGGUUCCUGACUCUGUGCCCCUGCCAUGGCAGCCCCUGCUUGUAGCCAAUCUGAAGAUGAGGGCUUCAGCAGCCAAGAUGAACAGGAGACAAGCAGCAGAGAGGACUCUGGAGAUGCUAAGUCAGCGCUUCAUGAUGCCAUAUAUUUGAAGAUGACUGAACUGGUGGAGUUUCUACUCCUGAAGUAUCGUGCAAAACAGCCAACUACUAAGGCAGAAAUGCUGAGUAGAGUCAUAAAAAACUAUCAGGACCACUUCCCUGUGAUCUUCAGCCUAGCCUCUGAGUGCAUGCAGUUCCUCUUUGGCAUUGAUGUGAAGGAAGUGGACCACAUCAACCUUACCUAUGUCCUGGUCACCACUUUGGGGCUUACAUAUGAUGGGAUGGUGUCCCAUGGGCAGUCCAUGCCCAACACUGGCCUCCUGGUCAUGCUCCUGAGAUUGAUCCUUGCAGAGGGCGACUGUGCCCCUGAGGAAAAUGUUUGGGAAACACUGAAUAUCAUGGGUGUGUGUGAUGGGAAAGAGCAUUGGAUCUAUGGGGAGCCCAGGGAGCUCCUCACCAAAGUUUGGGUGCAGGAAAAGUACGUAGAGUACCGGCAGGUGCCCAACAGUGAUCCUGCACGCUAUGAGUUCCUGUGGGGUCCCAGGGCUCACGCUGAGACCACCAAGUUGAAAGUCCUCAAGUUUUUUCUCAGGGAUUAUAGAAGGAAUCCCGGUUCUGUCCCAUCCCUAUUUCAAGAGGCUCUGAGUGAUGAGGAAGAUGAUGCCUGAGCCAAGUUUCCCCAAGGCAUAUUUCAGACCCACAUCUGACAUGAUGUGAGGCCAAUUCUUCACUGUGUUUAAGAGGAUAGUCAACAUUCUAAGUAAUGAGGCCCAGGGAAAGUUGGAGGAAUAAGGGGUUUAGUAAAUUUGGAUUUAGAAAUCUAUCCUCGUUUUGUGUAGAAAUUUUCAAAUGUUGUUCCUUUCCAUCAAAGGUUUCAUAAGCUUCAGUAUCUGUUUGUGAAUGGCAUUGACCGUACAUGUAUUUGUACUAUCCAGUUCAAGAGUUUUGCUAUUGUGUAACGCAAAUUAAGACACCUUCCAUCCUACUCUGUGAUCCCAAACUAGAUAAUAUGGCAUUGGAAAAGGAUUUCCUUAGAAAUGUGAAAGAACUCAUCAGUACAUUCAGUGGGUUCAAAAAAGAAAAAUAAAAGCAAAAGGUUAUUA